CCGAGCAGGGAGCGCCACGAUCAAAAACAAUAACCAAAACCAAAAUCAUUCUGAAAAUUCUGAAUAGUGAACCGCAGUGAACUUCUGUUUUCUGUUAUGUAGUGUUUAUGAACUUUUUAAAAGAGAAAUUUAUAAUUAAAUUCUGAAGAAAUACGAGCAAACUUAGAAGAUCAUAUUACAAAACCAGAAAGAAGUUGGGAAACUUUAAAACAAUGGCAGAAGAAACAAACAACAAGUCCCUCGGAAAGAGUCCAUUGCCGUCGCCAAACAAAAAAGAAUCUCAUUCUUUGACCAAAAUCAACUCUCCUUCAGUCACCAAUGGCAGUUCUUCAACCCAAAAUGAGAAAGAGCAAAAGCCUCGGAAAAGAAAGGAAGGCAGUAGCAAGGAGGAGAAGCCAAAGGACCAAGUUGUGAAGAAAAAGAGGAGGCGACUUAAGGACGCUGCUGCCCCCAAACACCCCAUUUCUGGCUACUUCCGUUUCAUGAAUGACCACCGAGACAGGAUUAAAGCUGAAAAUCCCAAAGCCAACUUUACCAUGAUCACCAAAAUUCUUGCCGCGGAAUGGUCUAAGAUGGGACCAGCUGAUAAACAGCAAUAUCUUGAGGCAGCAGAGCAGGACAAGGAAAGAUACUCAAAGGAGCUGGAAGCUUAUAAGCAAACGGAUGUUUAUAAAAUGUUUGCAAAAAAGAAAAAGGAACGCAAACUGGCAAACAAAAAUAACCCUGCGGCAGUAGAGGUUGUUAAGCCAAAGAUCGAAGUUCCGAAACGACCAAGCAAGCCUGCAAAAUCAGAAAUUUCAAGCACCAAAGAGACCGAUUCUUUUACUCUUGACAUUCCCAUUUUUACUGAGGAAUUCUUAGACCACAACAAAGCUCGUGAGACAGAAUUGAGGCAGCUCAGAAAAUCAACCAUUGACUACGAGCAGCAAAACUCAAUUCUCCAAACCCACCUGGCCAACAUGCAGUCGGCUGUGGAGAAACUGGAAGCCGAAGUUAUGCAGCAGAUAACAAACAACGCUGCUCUGAAACAGCACCUGGAGCACUUGCGCAACAACCUGGUCACUAGCUUGGCACAUUUGCCACUGCCAGGGUCUGGAGAACCUCCCAACUUGCACACAAUCGACAACUAUAUGCUGUCGGUGCAGCAAUUCAGCACUUCUGGUCAUUCCGAGAGCAAAGUGUUUCUGUCUAGUGUUAAAUCUGCCCUGGGAGGCCUCCACUUCUGACUUAUUACUCAACUUCAUGUUUUGCGUUCAAUUAAGUGAAUAAUUAUAGAAUCAAGUAGUCCAUGAAGUAGUUUAUU
This is a messenger RNA of Neocloeon triangulifer, 1303 nucleotides long. RefSeq names its product high mobility group protein 20A-like. The transcript is spliced from 7 exons. Gene Ontology annotation, biological process: regulation of gene expression. The record is from RefSeq and is a predicted model, not a curated record. Lineage: Eukaryota; Metazoa; Arthropoda; Insecta; Ephemeroptera; Baetidae. The coding region runs from base 213 to 1226 and encodes 337 amino acids. Gene Ontology annotation, cellular component: nucleus.